ACCCGCUCCCUGAUUUUAAUGAGGUACGAUCACGUCUCACCAUGGAAGAAGACAAGAAGAAGCGUCAAACUGCCCGCGCGGCCCAGCUCUCCGCUACUGUCCUCGCAGCCUCUGUCUCCUCACCCUCACAGAAUUCACAUCAGCAACCUACUUUCUAUCCGGCUUCGGAUCGCGGUCGUGGUCGCUCACGCGGUCGCGGUCGUGGUCGUGGUCGAAACUACAACAACCGCAACUAUUCCAGUCGUGGCCAGCAACCCAAUACUCCAACUCAUCCUUACAUCGUGUUCCCGAGUAAUUGGACCGCCAACCAAUGGGCCUCACUUUUACAAGGUUCUAACUCUGCAUCGGCCCAGACCAUACCACCGUGCCCAUAUCCCUCCAAACCAAACACUGCUGGUCCGAACUCCCAGGGCAUCCUCGGGCCCCGACCCGAUACCAACGGCUCAGCAGCAUACACGCCAACAGAUAUAGAGCAGGCACUGUACACCAUGGCACUAAACCAGCCAGACCACGGGAUCAUGGACACGGGCGCAACCGCUCAUUCGGCCAAUGAACAAGGAUCUCAAAACUCGGGCGCCUAUCCUUAGAUGCAACAGCACCGGCGAUCUCUAUCCAUUGACACAGCCUCUAUCCACCAUCUCUCAACCUUCCGCUCUUGCUGCUGUCACUCAAGAUCGCUGGCAUCAACGCUUAGGCCACCCUGGCGACACUUUAUUACAUUCUUUGAAACUUUCUUCUCGUAUUUCUUUUAACAAACAAAA
This is a messenger RNA of Helianthus annuus (common sunflower), 761 nucleotides long. RefSeq lists its product as uncharacterized. The coding region runs from base 42 to 587 and encodes 181 amino acids. The transcript is spliced from 2 exons. The record is from RefSeq and is a predicted model, not a curated record. Lineage: Eukaryota; Viridiplantae; Streptophyta; Magnoliopsida; Asterales; Asteraceae.